CUGGCCUCUGUCCCCCCCCCUCUCGGUCAGAACCAACCACCCGGAGCGAACCAAGCAGCCAAGAAAAUUCACCAACCCGACCUUCACAACGAGUUAUGGAGGCGAGGCGAAACGUUCGGCCGUUGACUGCUCUAGCGGUUUCUCUGUUGUCACUUUCGAGCUACCAGCCGGUGCUUGUUGGAGCCGAUGACACGAUUAACGGCGUUGUCAGCGGGGCGUUCGAUUUCGCUGGUCAGCAGCUGACGGUCUUGAAGGAAGACGUCCUGGUGGACAACGACGUUUUCACAUCCUACACAGAUGAAGACGGACAGGUAUGCGAAUGCCAUAAUACAUCAAGACGGCAAGAACUCAUUUCACACACUACUGCGACAUGCGGUGCCUCCCGACUCAUCACACUCUGUGGGUUUGUUGUCAGCCACGCGAUCCGAUAUCCGCCACCCUCACUCUUUUCCGCUACCUGCUACGCGUUGUUCUCCGAGUGAAGUGGAUCACGACCAAAGAUAACGGAGAUGUCAUCGACCUCACCGUCUGGACAAGGUAUGUCGUACGACGCCAAUACUCUACACGGUCGAGACAGUUUCCCUGUGACAUAUUUGGGGCUCAUACAAUCAUCGCAGACUUCUCAUUCAGGGUCGCGUGCCGUCUCUAUCGAACAGGUGCUGUCGACAUAUUUCUUCUGUCUUUCCUCUGAAUUGUGGUAAUAUGCUGUUGCACAAGCAGUCUCACGCCAUUCCCUAUGUGUCAUCAUUCUCAUGGAA
Messenger RNA from Ectocarpus sp. CCAP 1310/34, 758 nucleotides. NCBI's taxonomy places the organism in Eukaryota, Phaeophyceae, Ectocarpales, Ectocarpaceae. The record is from the annotation of a GenBank genome assembly.